UUGUUUUCAAUGUGGGAUCCGAUUGGACUGCAGCAGAAAUUGUGUAUUUUACGCCGUUUUUCAUCAUUUAUUGUGCAUCAAACCGCAAUUUUCCGCUCAAUCUCGAUGCCGUGCGUCACAUACCGACGAAAGUUAUCGAUUUUUUGUCUUACCAUGGUUGGUAGCCCGCGCGUUCCGUGAAUUGCUUUGUGAGCUUUUGUGUUGUUGUGAUUAGUGGCAACUGGUUUGUUUUGUUUUUCUACGCGAUUACGCAGAAAAUAAGCUCGUCAUUGGAAGACGACCCAGAACAAGACGGCGGAAAAGCGGUGUGCUGUGAACGGGUUAAGAAAUAAUACAAAAAAACAUUAAGGAAAUUUACCCACGAUGGCAUCGCAAGGUAGCUUGCAAGAUCGCAAUAGUCUUGAGAAGUACAUUCGCCAGUUGGCGAUGAAGGCCGCACAGAUCAUUGUGCAAUCACGGUUGGGAGAGAAAAUCGCCACGGAAAGUAAUCCUAACUCCACGUCAUCCGAUUGGUUCAACAUCUCCAUAACUGAUCAGCAAUCCAUCCUUGAUGUUUUGGUUGAGACGAAGAAAAUCCUACAAGAUGGUGGCCCACAUGAAUCGAUCAUCACGCGACUGCCACUGUGCGUAGAAAUUUCUCUACAUACCGCCGAAGGUGGUAGUAUGAUAUUGGAGUUUUGGACGCUAAGCAUCAGAACGGACCAAACGAACGCACCUCAGCGAGCCAACCAGGUGAUCUACAAUCGUAUGAGUUUACUGCUAAAGUCACUGCUAUCGGUCACACGAGUAACACCAGCCUAUCGAGUUUCGCGUAUGAAACGCACGGAUUCGUACGACAUCUACUACCGGAUCUAUAAAGGCGAGCCCCAAACUAAUCUACUGGGGGAUGGUUACAACCAGGUUCGCGUCGGACAGUUGUGCACACAAAUCGGAACGCUAAACAUGGCAGUGGCCUACCGGACGAAGAUUACGUUCUCACCAACGCAAACCGGACGCGACAACACGAUCAUGAUGAAGAGCGAUCACUUCCUGAAGGAUAUCAGCCCAAAGCACGUACGCUACAACUACAACAAGAAAGUGGAGAAAAAGGUUAUCGAUUUGGACAAACCGAUGCGCUGCGGUGCCUUCGUAGAUGCUUCACGCGUUAAAAAGCACACCGAGGAAGAUUACACACUGCCCGAAACGCCACCGUUCAGUUGGCUGCUACCGAAACCACGCGACGAAAGCACAUACCGGGACUGUGGCGGCGAAGACCGGGUGUCCCUCCACUCGCCUACCAACGUGGACGAGAACUGCUCCAACAACGCGAACAAUCUCAACAACAACACCAGCAAAGGAUCGUACGAAUCCAACAGUGCCGCCGGUCCGAUGCAUUUCCGGUUGUCACAGUCGCCAAAGAGCGGACCCGAAUCGAUCGGCGGUGGUGCAAUGCCAGUGCCGGGUGCGACCGUAGCAAUCCCCGCCACCGGUGGAACAUCACCCCCGAGCUCGCUGGGUGCUGGUGGUGAGUUCCGGCGCUCCUCACGAUGGUCGAUUCGGCGCGAACCGUCCGAGAACGAUCGGAUGCUGAAGGAGCUACAGUUUGCGUUUGCCGAAACGACGGCCCAGGGUGAGCUGGCGAAGUUUUUGCGCGAGUGUUCCAAUGCGCCGACGUUGCAAGAGUUCGACAUGAUGCGUUCGAGCGGCGCGGACACGAUUACGGAGGAAGAAAAUAUGGACGGUAGCAGGAUACUGACGGAAGCCGAUACGUGCCCGGACAGUGGAGAGGAAGAUGAUGAACUAAAUGACCUCACCCGCCAGCUGGAACAGUUUGAAACAUCCCUGCCAGAGUAUGAAUAUCUAGUGUCCUCCCUAUGUCAGUCGAUCGACAGUAAUUCGAAUAGCUAAGCGGUAACAGCAGCGGCGAUGUGUUCUACACCGGAGCUUACAGCGGGUGAAGAAGAAUCAUGUUGCGGGAGCAUGCCGGGAUUAUUAUUAAUUUUAACGAGAGAAUCAACUGUCGACUGAUAUUUUUUGAUGAUAUUCAUCUUCACACAUACACAACACAACACACAGGCUGCAUACAGGAACCAGGAGCACACAUGAAGAAAGCGAGAGAGGUGGACAUUCGCUUCUCGCUACAGUUCAAGGAGUCACAGGAACACUAAACACACAAACUAAUGCAUUAUGCGGUACCACACGUGUACGGUAAAGAUGAAAUGAAGCGCAAGAAUUCGGCAGAGGAAUAAGGAUUGGUAGCAGACGGCCAAAGAAAGGCAUGGUGAAGUCACUGGGGUUUCUAUUACAGAUACACACACAUUCAUACACACUGACGUACAGCAAAUGCAAAUGCGACGGUGAUAUGCGUGUGAUUAGUGAAGAGCGCAAUCGGAAAGCCAUGUGUAAAAUGUGUUGCGAAAUAUGUUUCCUUGCCUUAGCCAUGUAACGAAGCAAAAUCUAUAGCUUAGGCUCUCGCGUAGGCGCGUGUAUGUCUGUAAAAUCUAUAAUCGAUACAUCGAUGAAUCAAAGUUCCUUAGCGUGCGAGACUAAAAGGGGUCGGAUCGUGCUAGUGCGUAAGCGUAGUGGAAGUAAGUUCGAUUCCCCGAGAUCUAAAACAAAAAGGAUAUUACAUUCAUUUGACACGAUUAUUGUUUAUCCUAUAUGAUGAAGCAAAAUUAUCUAACUAUCCGCCAUAUACACGCGCGGCAAAGGAAAGCUUUCCGCCUGUUUCGCAUAUCGGGUGCGUUUUGCACUCUUUUUUUAAAAUAUUUGUAAUUGAAUUGGCUUUAAACCUUUUUUCUCUCCUUUUUUUCUUCAUUUCGUUUGCUUUAAGCGCGAUAGGGUAGCUAGUAGAAGAAAUACGGUAAGAAAGAUUGUUAAAACGAAAGCUUACGGUUUACGUUCUUUAUGGAAAUGUUUUUACUCGCCCAAAACGCAACCUCCAGCUUGUGUAAAUAGUACAAAAUCACGAUCGUUUAUCUUAUUACAUAUUAUAUUGUAUCACCUUAAACUCAUUUGUAUAUAGCAGUGCAUAAAGCUUGCUCAUUUGUCACACUUUCGAUGUUAGGAUGGGGUUUCGAUCAAAUUGAGGGCAUGCAGGAAAAUGUUUACCAUAUCGAACGUAAACCGACACUUUGGGCGCAAUGACAUUAAGACAAAACUAUUGUAUGAAAUCACUAAUCAAAAUCAUCGUUAAAGCCAGAUACCAGAAACCAUCGAGGCCGUGCGAACGUGUUUUGCAAGGCCCCGACGUCUCCUAUUGUUAUUCACGGUUUUUAUCCUUUUGUCAGAUUAUAUUCAAUUUAGAGCGGGGAAGUUUAGUAGUGGGCAAUGUAUAAAACCGUUGCAUAAAUCAAGCGACUUAGAGAGGGAUAAUGCAGUUUAAAUAUAAGCUUAUGGAAGACUAUGCUUUAGCCUUAGCCUUUUUUUGUUUUUUAUUCUUGCUAUACUAUCUUAUCCUUAUCAACAUUUACUUACUGCACUAAAUUAGAGGAUUAAGAUAUGCGUUCGCGAGGGAAACCUGCCCCCGAUAUGGAGGAGGAGGAACCUUAUUUCUUUAGCAUGACCACGUAGAAUGGAUUGAUUGUUACCUUCGUUUUUAUUUUUUCCCAUUGCAAACAAUAUGUCGAUUUAAAUGGCCAAACAUUAUGGAUAAGUACACGCGGGCUAGUGUUAGUAUGUAUUCACUGAUCAAAAAUGUUGCUUGGUAUUGUUUCUAUCGCAAA
Molecule: messenger RNA, 3704 nt
Organism: Anopheles moucheti
Lineage: Eukaryota; Metazoa; Arthropoda; Insecta; Diptera; Culicidae
Product: autophagy-related protein 13 homolog
Exons: 4
Coding region: 364-1887 (507 amino acids)
Biological process (GO): protein localization to phagophore assembly site; mitophagy; piecemeal microautophagy of the nucleus
Cellular component (GO): phagophore assembly site; Atg1/ULK1 kinase complex; cytosol
Source: RefSeq, a predicted model, not a curated record